This is a messenger RNA of Perognathus longimembris pacificus (Pacific pocket mouse), 1321 nucleotides long. RefSeq names its product synaptotagmin 2 (gene Syt2). Gene Ontology annotation, biological process: regulation of dopamine secretion; calcium ion-regulated exocytosis of neurotransmitter; synaptic vesicle endocytosis. The coding region runs from base 10 to 1290 and encodes 426 amino acids. The transcript has 8 exons. Gene Ontology annotation, cellular component: dense core granule; axon; synaptic vesicle membrane. The record is from RefSeq and is a predicted model, not a curated record. Gene Ontology annotation, molecular function: calcium-dependent phospholipid binding; syntaxin binding; clathrin binding. Lineage: Eukaryota; Metazoa; Chordata; Mammalia; Rodentia; Heteromyidae.
UCUGCCACCAUGAGGAACAUCUUCAAGAGGAACCAGGAGCCCAUUGUGGCUCCUGCCACCACCACGGCCACAAUGCCCGCCGUCGCGCUGCCGCCGGGACCUGGGCCGGCGGACAACUCCACCGAGAGCGGGGGUGCUGGGGAGAGCAAGGAGGACGUGUUCGCCAAGCUCAAGGAGAAGCUCUUCAACGAGAUCAACAGGAUCCCCUUGCCUCCCUGGGCUCUCAUCGCCAUUGCCGUGGUUGCUGGCCUCCUGCUCCUCACCUGCUGCUUCUGCAUCUGCAAGAAAUGCUGCUGCAAGAAGAAGAAGAACAAGAAGGAGAAGGGCAAGGGCAUGAAGAACGCCAUGAACAUGAAGGACAUGAAAGGGGGUCAGGAUGAUGACGAUGCCGAGACAGGCCUGACUGAGGGAGAAGGUGAAGGAGAAGAGGAGAAAGAGCCGGAGAACCUGGGCAAACUGCAGUUCUCCCUGGACUAUGACUUCCAGGCCAACCAGCUCACCGUGGGCGUCCUGCAGGCCGCGGAGCUCCCUGCUCUGGACAUGGGCGGCACCUCCGACCCUUAUGUCAAAGUCUUCCUCCUGCCGGACAAGAAGAAGAAGUACGAGACCAAAGUCCACCGGAAGACACUGAACCCCGCCUUCAACGAGACCUUCACGUUCAAGGUGCCCUACCAGGAACUGGGGGGCAAGACCCUGGUGAUGGCCAUCUACGACUUCGACCGCUUCUCCAAGCACGACAUCAUUGGCGAGGUGAAGGUGCCCAUGAACACCGUGGACCUCGGGCAGCCCAUCGAGGAGUGGCGAGACCUGCAGGGAGGGGAGAAGGAGGAGCCAGAGAAGCUGGGAGACAUUUGCACCUCCCUGCGCUACGUGCCCACGGCUGGCAAGCUCACCGUCUGCAUCCUGGAGGCCAAGAACCUGAAGAAGAUGGACGUGGGGGGCCUUUCAGACCCCUACGUGAAGAUCCACCUGAUGCAGAAUGGCAAGAGGCUCAAGAAGAAGAAGACGACGGUGAAGAAGAAGACCUUGAACCCCUACUUCAAUGAGUCCUUCAGCUUCGAGAUCCCCUUUGAGCAGAUUCAGAAAGUGCAGGUCGUGGUCACCGUGCUGGACUAUGACAAGCUGGGCAAGAACGAAGCCAUCGGCAAGAUCUUUGUGGGCAGCAAUGCCACGGGCACAGAGCUUCGGCACUGGUCCGACAUGCUGGCCAACCCUCGGAGGCCCAUCGCCCAGUGGCACUCGCUUAAGCCCGAGGAGGAAGUGGACGCACUGCUGGGCAAGAACAAGUAGGCCGCAGCCCGGGAGCCCGCUCUUCACGGAC